This is a messenger RNA of Zingiber officinale, 3408 nucleotides long. Its product is annotated as probable disease resistance protein At4g27220. Gene Ontology annotation, molecular function: ADP binding. The coding region runs from base 212 to 3199 and encodes 995 amino acids. The record is from RefSeq and is a predicted model, not a curated record. NCBI's taxonomy places the organism in Eukaryota, Viridiplantae, Streptophyta, Magnoliopsida, Zingiberales, Zingiberaceae. The transcript has 3 exons.
CUUGUAUCAAUGUCAACUCUUCCUUAUAUUAUAGCAAUCCUCCCCUUCUUCUACCCAAAUUUUCACAGAUCAUAUUUCCAGCAGAGAAGAAUCUGCUAUGGCUGUUUAAGUGUAGUGAUCGAGUAAAGCCUAGCUCUCUAAGGGCCUAGCUCACAGAGACUUGACAAGUUUAGUUUGUUUGCUUUUGUGGAUUGAUCUUGUUGCUUCUACAAUGGAUAGUGUUCCGGUAGCAUGUCUCAAGCUUCUAUGGGAUCCCAUGUCUCACCAGCUUGCAUACAUUUUUGGUUUUAGUCAGAAAUUAAGACAACUUGAGAUGAACAAAGGCAUACUUACCUCUGCAAAAGCUGAUGUUUUAAGGGAGAUAGAAAAUGCUGAGAUCAGAGGAUACAUUCGCACGGAUGGGGUUAUCUGUUGGCUACACGAUGCUGAUAUGGCUGUAGCUGAGGCGGAAGAGAUUUGUUCAAAAGCAAGAAGGAUGAAAAAUAGUGCAUGCUUUGGCAUCAAGAUCGUGACGCGGUACAAGUUGGGGAAACAAAUCGUGAGGGCGAGUAGUUUUUCUUCUGAUGUUCAAGGGAGGACAUCGAUGAAUUUUUUUGUUCCUCCUCCACCAGUCGUUCCUCCACCCGUUGCCGAGCUACAUUAUCCUACGUCGCAAAUAAAGAACAACACAUCCUCUUCUCGUACAUUAAAAAAGUUACGGAACUUCCUACAGGAUGAUGCCAUCGGAAAGAUUGGAGUUUGGGGCAUGGGGGGAGUUGGCAAAACUAGACUUAUGAUAAAUCUCAACAAUGAACACCAAGGAACUAAGUGUUUUGAUGUUGUCAUAUUUGAAACUAUUUCAAAGAACUGGAAUAAAGACGUGAAAAAAUUGCGUAAUAAUAUUGGGAAGUGGGUGUACCUGGAACUGGAGAAGGAAAAUGAAAGGAAGGCCUCGGGGGUAUUGUAUACGAGGUUAAAACAGAAAAAGUUCUUGCUAAUUUUAGAUGAUGUCUGGGAUAAUAUCGAUUUAGAAAAUCUAGGAAUUUCUUCUCCUACUGAACAUAAUGGGAGCAAAAUAGUUAUAGCUACUCGUCAAAAAUGGAUUUGUAAUGAGAUGGAGACUGAUGUGGAAAUCAUGGUGAAAAUUUUACCUGAUGAAGAGUCGUGGAACUUGUUUUAUGAAAAAGCAGGUGGAAAUAUCCACUCAAGAAUAGGGAAUGUUGCUCGUUCAGUGUGUAGAGAGUGUCGGGGUUUGCCACUUGCAAUCAUCACCGUGGGAAGUGCUUUGAGAAAGGAAGUCCACUUGGACCAAUGGGAGCGAGCUCUAAGGUUGCUUCGGGAAUCAAACUUUGGUGUUGAAAACAUGGAGGAUAGUGUUUUCGUUCCACUGAAAUUCAGCUAUGAUAUGUUAAGAGACGACCAACUUAAAAAAUGUUUUCUUUUUGCUGCGCUAUUCCCUGAAGACCAUGACAUUGCAGUUCAAGAGCUGAUACAGUACUGGGUAAUGGAAGGGUAUAUAGAUGGUGCUAAAAGCUUGAGAGAUGCUUAUCAGGAUGCUCAUCGACUUUUGAUAUUAUUGAUUGACUCAUGUCUGAUAGAAAGGAGUAGAAAGAAAGACAUGGUGAAGAUGCAUGAUCUCAUUAGAGACAUGGCUAUAAAAAUUACCACUGAUAGCACCGAAGAAGGUAAAAGGUUUUGGGUAAAAGCUGGAAUGGGGCUGGAGAAACUUGUCGAUACAGAGGAUUUGAAGGAUAAGGAUAAAAUUUCACUGAUGGAAAAUGAUAUACAAUUGAUUGAAGUUGAUUUAAACUGCCCUAAUGCUUCCACUUUGUUGGUUAAAGGUAAUGCCAGUUUGUAUGAGAUACCAGAAGGAUUCUUUCAACACAUGAAGCUACUUUCUGUUCUUGAUCUGUCAGCCACCAGUAUUGAGUUCCUUCCUGAAUCUAUUUCUGUGUUAGUCAACCUCAGUGCCCUCAUUCUCAAAGAAUGUCCCCACUUAAGGAGUAUUGAUCGUGUCCAAUUGCUAAAGAAGCUCAGGUUUCUUGAUAUGAGAGAAUCUGGAAUCAUUGAGCUGCCGGAGGGUAUGGUGUGUUUAACUCAAUUGGUUUAUUUUAAUAUAUCAUGCACCUAUCGCCUCAAGAAAAUCCCUGCUGGACUCAUUGCUAAGUUCUCUCGCCUGGAAGACCUCGAAAUGAACAGAAGUUUUUAUUUAAGAGGAUUGCAGAACGCAAAGGAAAUCAUUGAGGAGCUCGAGCAUUUGAAAAGAUUGAACAAUCUCUCACUUGAUUUAGAGAAUCAAAGACUUUCCUUUCUCCUUGAAAAACAUUGUAAUUGGAAUAAUCUAACAAGUUUUUAUCUUAGAGUGGGAUCUGUUAUGGCACCGAUUGAAUAUGUUGAGAAAAAGGAGGAGGGACCAAGAGAACCAGAAAGAAGAAGAGGAAGAUGUUUAGACAUCACUAGUAAUGCCUUUGCUUGCAGAAGACUUCUAAAGUAUGCAAACAAGCUUUGUGUCUAUCAGAACACAAAACUCUGCUCGAUAUCUGAACUUGGGCUGGACAAUCUUGAAUGCGUUGAAGAAUGUUGGGUGUGGGAAUGUGAAGAGAUGGAGUUUAUAAUCAUUUCUGAGGUGGGAAAGGAGAAUACUUAUCCACACUUGCAGCUCUUGCACCUAGAACACCUUCCGAGACUAGUGAGUAUCUUUUCUUACCACAAUGUUGUUGCUGCUCCUAGCUUCUUUAAUCUGCGAAAAAUAAAUUUGUGCAAGUGUAACAUGAUACAAUUUGUCUUCGAAGAAGAAAUGAUCAGUCAGCUUGGUUGUCUAGAAGAAUUGGAAGUCUAUGGCUGUCCGUAUCUAAACAUGAUAAUCGAAGAUUAUUCAGAGAGAGACGGUAUGUGUCUGCCCAAAUUAAGGUGUAUUUCCCUCUCAGAAUUGAAGAUGUUGGAAGAACUAUGGCUCAUCAAUCUGUCAUUGCCUUCCCUUGUUGAGAUCAAAAUCCAUCAAUGCCCUAAGUUAAAGCCACCACGGCUAACCAACGAGCUUGCACCAACAUUACAAGUUAUUGAGGCAGAGGAGCGGUGGUGGGAAUCUUUGCCAGAAAAUGAAAUAUUUAAGUUACAUUUUGCAUCUAUCUUUAAGCCAUCAACUAAGCUCUACAGAGAGAGCGACCAAAGCGGCAAAGGUGUCCAAUCUACCAAUACCCAGGCUAGUUCUUCCCAUUAGCUUUUAGGAACCACACCAGAUGUGGAGACUAGAGGAAGAGUAUUUUACCAUACUCACCGAUUAUGAAGGUUCCUAAAGUGUCAACCAAGUCAGGAGAGGUCGCUUCGAAGUUUGUUUCUCCCUUUGAUAAUGAAGAAGUUAUUUGAUUCUGUGGCUGUGUGUUCAAGUAUUUCUCAGGAUUGAAUUGUAAUAGAUAACCAAACAUGGGA